CAUGCUUGUGUGGUAGAGUGGGGAGCUGACCAGCCAAGCGCCGCGCAUUGAGGCAUCCGACCCCUAACAACCCUGGAACGUCACCUGCCGCAUCGUCAUCCUCGGGACCUCAACUUCAUUCAAACCAUCCAACAUUCACUCUUCCUCUUCUUCCUCAUAUUCAUCCUGAUCAAUUCAAUUCGUCCUUGGGAUCAUCUGUAUUGCAACUUGUACACAAACUGCAAUAUAUUGCAAAGCAGCAAGCAAUACGAUGGCACCACAACAGUCCAUCCGGGCUCUGCUCGCCUACGCGGGCAACAUCUUCUCCCAAGUCCCGCUCGGUGGGAUCGCGAACCCAUUCGACUCCGGCUCGGCAGUUGUCGGAAACACCGGCGUGCAGCAACAACAAUGUCACUACUCGCCCCUCACCGGUGCACCUGCCUGCCCGAUUGACGGCCCCAUGUCGUGCCACAACAGCACGCCCGUCGAAGGCAAUUCGUGCUGCUUUGUGCACCCCGGCGGUCAGCUGAUGUUGACUCAGUUUUGGGAUCAGGACAUUCACGAAGGAGGUUCUGACGAGGAUUGGACGAUCCAUGGGCUGUGGCCGGAUCUGUGCAACGGCGGCUACGAGCAGUUCUGCAACAUUGCGCCGCAGUACAGAAACAUCACCGAAAUCCUCCACGCGCACGGGCAGGCGGACCUCGUCUCCUACAUGAACAGGUACUGGGUCGCAGACCGGGGCACCAAUGACCACCUGUGGGAGCACGAGUGGAACAAGCACGGGACGUGCAUCAACACGCUCGCGCCGGCGUGCUACUCUGCACCAUCCUCAUCCUCGUGCAGCAGCACGAAUGCCGCGGUAGCAAGCCCCGGCGAGAUGGCAGUGGUGGACUACUUUACUCGCGCGGUCGCGCUUUUCAAGACGCUCGACACGUACACGGCGCUGGAGCGCGCCGGCAUCGUGCCGCACGCGCGCAAGCGCUACCCCCUCGUCGACGUGCAAAAGGCGCUGGCAGAGUACCUGGGCGGCGGCAAGGUCGCGCUGCGGUGCAGGGGUGGCAACAGGCACAGGAAGGGCGACGUGCUCAACGAGGCUUGGUUCGUCUACUACGUCAAGGGCAGCCUGCAGACGGGAGAGUUUGUCCCCGCGCCCCCGACCGGCAGGGACGCGACCAACUGCGCGCCGUGGAUCAAGUACCCGCCCAAGAGGAGACGUGGGGAUCUGUAGAUGAAAGGUGAGGUAGCUGACCACUGUACUGUAUGUGUUACGGCGGAGAAGUUUGGGUUUUGGGUUUUGGGUUUAAGAAGGAUCUACAGUGUUCAUCUAUCGUGUUGUGCAGGGUAGGUCUUGGCAUGUUGGGAUGGCGUUUUUGUGUCCCAUAUUUUUAUCAUUUGAUCUCAUCAUUUAGGUUAGACACAGAUUGUUCCUGGAAUUACCCAUCAACGGGUUUGCCUACAUGGUACGCCUUAUUUUUGAGGCAGAGCCCAGACCCAUCUCUGUGCUCUGUCUUCGUUUUGUUUGUUGACACGUUGUAAUCCGUCAAUCAACUGUUGGGUCAAAGAUCCUUCAGUCAAGUCAGUCA
Molecule: messenger RNA, 1562 nt
Organism: Pyricularia oryzae 70-15
Lineage: Eukaryota; Fungi; Ascomycota; Sordariomycetes; Magnaporthales; Pyriculariaceae
Product: ribonuclease Trv
Exons: 2
Coding region: 251-1207 (318 amino acids)
Biological process (GO): RNA catabolic process
Cellular component (GO): extracellular region
Molecular function (GO): RNA binding; ribonuclease T2 activity
Source: RefSeq, a predicted model, not a curated record